UCAUAGCAACUGCGUCUCCGUAUUUCAAUUUCUCUUGACCAAUCAUGUAUCCACCCCUUCGUAUAUUGCUUCCUGGUAAAGGAGCUCUAUUAGGCCCUGUGAUCAAGGACAAAACUACGAACGUAUCAAAAUGCUAUCGCUUUUCAAGAGUACCAUAUGCUCUACCACCAACAGGUAAAAGACGAUGGCGAAAGCCGCUUCCACUCCCUUCAACCUUUUCAUAUGGUUCCGAAAAUAAUCCGCAAACUUACAAUAAGCCGUCUAUUCCAUGCCCGCAAUCUCCACUACUCGUAUCACCAGGCAGCUCGAGCGAGGAUUGUUUACAGUGUAACAUCUACAUCCCACUUGGUGAACCGCCAUCAGGUGGCUGGCCAGUGUUCUUCUACAUUCAUGGUGGUUUCCUUCAAUACGGCUCGAAUAACUCAGAUGACCCUUCUUCGUUAUUGGCCGAGACAGAUGUGAAAUGUAUUAUUGUAUGUCCCAAUUAUAGACUUGGAGUUUUUGGAUUUCUAGCUGGUAGAGAACUCUGGGACGAUACUUCGGCCGGGAACUUAGGCCUCUGGGAUCAACGAGCCGCUCUUGAAUGGACAUAUGAAAACAUCGGGUUCUUUGGCGGCAAUAAUGAGAAUAUCACAGUCGGUGGUUUAUCAGCUGGAUCUUAUUCCACCUUUCAUCAACUAGCGUACGAUAUCGGUCCAAAUUCCAAACGCCAAAUCAUUCGAAGGAUUAUUCAAUGGUCAAAUGGAUGUGGAGUUGAGCCCAAACGAAUUUCUGAGGCUCAAGAACAAUUUGAUGAUUUACUUUCUGUUUUGGGAGUAUCUCGGUCUUUGAGCGCAAAGCAGACUGUGGAAGUUCUUCGAAGUAAAAGCUCUGAUGAAUUGAUAGUUGCCGUUGGAAAAAUGAAGCAGAUUUUCAUUCGUCCGGUUCUCGAUGGCGAGUUCAUUUCGAAGGAUUUGUUCACUAGAAUCUUUGAUGGCUCGUUUGGAAAACGAUUCAAAGAACUUGGCAUCAAAACCAUCAUUGGGGAUCUUACAAAAGAACAUCAGCUCUAUAAAAACGUGUUCCCGCCGCAUUCGUAUGAAAGAUUGAUUGACCGUCUGUCAUGGGAUUACCCACGAAGUAUCGCCAAGGCCGUUUGCGCUAAAUACAAACCGGACCACACUUCUCCAAGCUACCCUAAGGAGUAUUGGAUUGAAAUUUUUGGUAAAUUGUAUGCUGAAAUGCAGAUACAUUCCACUAUGCGCGGCUUCCUCGUCGCAAUAUCUUCUGAUGUCCCAAUCCAGAGUAUCAACCGAUACAGAAUUGAUUGGAGAACAGAAAGUGUGGACAAAAGGUUGCCUAAAGUUGUUGGAGCCACUCACGGGACGGACAUGUCAAUAUGGUUUUUUGGGAACGGGGAUGUCUUGAAUGACAAUGAGAAGGUUCUAUUGAGAAACUGGUUGAAGCCGAUGGCUGAUUUCAUACAAGGUAAUGACUUCAUUUGGGGUACACGGUCAAUCAAGGAAGUGAAAUUUCUUACUUCAGAUGGGAAUAUUCAAAUCAGGAAUGACGAUAUAUUUCAAGAAAGUCUAGAAUUGUGGAAUCUUUCGAAGGAGGUUAUUGAAUCUCGGAAUCAAAGUAAACAAUCUAAAAUAUGAGAUUUCAGAUUCUUCUCGUUGAAAUUACUCUAGUCAUCGAGGUGAUUUUACUCAAUUGGUCCUAUGUAUUGUAGCUUUACAAGCGGUACCUGAUUUCAAUCAGAGCAUCAGCUAUCUUCGAGUGGUUUCAGAGUCAAGAAAGUAGUACCUUGUACCAUUCAGAUUUAUAACCGUCAGACACUGAGAGAAAACAUGGUAGAAUAUAGAGUGCUCGAGGAUAAAGCACUCGAAAGUAUAAAGUCG
Messenger RNA from Botrytis byssoidea, 1880 nucleotides. RefSeq lists its product as uncharacterized. Bases 45 to 1637 code for a protein of 530 amino acids. The record is from RefSeq and is a predicted model, not a curated record. The transcript has 2 exons. Lineage: Eukaryota; Fungi; Ascomycota; Leotiomycetes; Helotiales; Sclerotiniaceae.